AUGCUCUUCACAAACGCCAUCGUCGCUCUCGCUCUCAGUGUUUCUAUCAACGCCAUGCCCCAGCCGUACCCAAACAAAUGCGGCGACCAAGUUUGCCCUGCUGACAAGCCAAAAUGCUGCGAAGUCAUUGUCAAUGGAGUUGCCGAACUUGGUUGUUUCCAGGAAUGUCCUGCUCCAACUUCAGCUAAAGCAAUUUUGGGACGACGCGAAGAACCAGUGGCUGCCGUUGCGGCAUCCCCUCCUAUUGCUACCUUUGGCCCCAAGUGUGGAGACUCUUUCUUCUGUCCCGUCGGAAAAGUCUGCUGCCCUGAUGCGCUUUACACAUGCGCCGACCCUGACAAGGUCAGCGAGCAGUGUCCCAAAGUCCCCUCCGCAUAG
Molecule: messenger RNA, 378 nt
Organism: Fusarium poae
Lineage: Eukaryota; Fungi; Ascomycota; Sordariomycetes; Hypocreales; Nectriaceae
Exons: 2
Coding region: 1-378 (125 amino acids)
Source: RefSeq, a predicted model, not a curated record